Molecule: messenger RNA, 1655 nt
Organism: Ziziphus jujuba (common jujube)
Lineage: Eukaryota; Viridiplantae; Streptophyta; Magnoliopsida; Rosales; Rhamnaceae
Product: probable polygalacturonase
Exons: 6
Coding region: 120-1550 (476 amino acids)
Biological process (GO): carbohydrate metabolic process
Molecular function (GO): polygalacturonase activity
Source: RefSeq, a predicted model, not a curated record
AAUCUGUAUUCUUUUCUUGAAGAAUUGAAAAAAGCACCCAACAUUGUCCUAUAUAUAUACCCCAUUUGUCACUGCAUCAUCACCCAUAUUACAAAAUUCCAAAUUGCCCAUUUCCCACAAUGAAGUUAUGGAGAAGUCCCGUGAGCUAUCAGGUUAUAAAAACAGUGUUAGUAGUUGUUUUGGUGAGUUUAUUGAGAGGAGGUGAGAGCAGAAAAACAAGGAUUUUGGAGUCCUUUGAGUACAGUGCCUUGAAUUGCAGAGCACACACAGCUUCAUUAACAGAGUUCGGAGGAGUUGGAGAUGGAAAAACGUCAAAUACAAAGGCAUUUCAGACAGCGGUUGAUAAGCUAAGCCAUUAUGCAUCGGACGGUGGAGCUCAGCUCUUUGUUCCUGCUGGAAAAUGGUUGACUGGUAGUUUCAGUCUUACCAGUCAUUUCACUCUUUAUCUCCAUAAAGAUGCUGUUCUUCUUGCUUCUCAGGAUAUAAACGAGUGGCCAGUGCUCAAACCUUUGCCAUCGUACGGUCGAGGAAGAGAUGCAGCAGCUGGACGGUUUACGAGUCUCAUAUUUGGAACAAAUCUCACCGAUGUAAUUAUCACUGGGGACAACGCUACAAUUGAUGGACAGGGUGAAUUUUGGUGGCAACAAUUCCACAAGAAAAAGCUAAAAUAUACCCGACCUUACCUAAUUGAGAUCAUGUUCUCUGAUCAAAUCCAAAUUUCAAAUCUAACGCUCCUCAAUUCCCCAUCUUGGAAUGUUCAUCCGGUUUACAGCAGUAAUAUUAUCAUACAAGGCAUCACCAUCAUUGCUCCAGUUACAUCACCAAACACAGAUGGCAUCAACCCAGAUUCUUGCACAAAUACUAGAAUUGAAGAUUGUAACAUAGUAUCUGGGGAUGAUUGUGUGGCCGUUAAGAGCGGUUGGGAUGAGUAUGGCAUAGCAUUUGGCUGGCCCACAAAACAACUCAUCAUCAGACGGCUCACGUGCAUUUCUCCAUUCAGUGCUGUGAUCGCAUUGGGCAGUGAGAUGUCAGGUGGGAUCCAAGAUGUCAGAGCUGAAGACAUCGUGGCCAUCCAUACAGAAUCAGGGGUCAGGAUCAAAACUGCUGUAGGGAGAGGUGGCUUUGUGAAAGACAUAUACGUAAAGAAGAUGACCAUGCACACCAUGAAAUGGGCAUUUUGGAUGACCGGUAACUACGGCUCACAUGCCGAUACUCAUUGGGAUCCGCAUGCAUUGCCGGAGAUUAAAGGGAUCAACUACCGGGAUAUGGUGGCGGAGAAUGUCACCAUGGCAGCGAGGUUAGAAGGCAUUGCUAACGAUCCAUUUACAGGGAUAUGCAUCUCAAAUGUAACUAUAGGAAUGGCAGCAAAGGCAAAGAAGCAACCGUGGACUUGUGCCGACGUGGCGGGGAUCACGAGCGGCGUCACUCCUCGCCCUUGUGAACUAUUGCCGGAUCAACAGAAAGCUACGAGCUGCGAGUUUCCUGAAGAUAAUCUACCAAUUGAUCUGGUUGAGCUCAAAAAGUGUAGCUAUAGGAUGAGUUACAUGUAGUAGUUUCCAAGAUAUGUACCAAAAGCUAGUUUUUACCAUUUCCACCAAAAAUCAAAUGCAAGUUCUCAACACUGGGAUUUGAAAUGAUAUAUAAACUCUUUCUCA